UUUAAUCACGUGCCCUUAUUUGAGAGCGCCUGGCGUACAUUUCUUUCCCUUCUCUCCACUCCAGCGGCGCCCAUGUCAGCCGGGCACAUCAUCAGUGUGCCAUAAAGCACUAGAUGCUCCAGAUCGCGGUGACCCGACGGGUUCACGCUAGUUCACGGGGUUCAUCUGAGGAGAGGUCUCGGCCCCUCCUGUUCCCCCGAGACAAGGAGCUGAGCAAAAUAUAAAUGUUAUUCUUUUGUGUAUCAAUAACGGAUUCGCAGUCACCUGAGCCGACGAAAAAGGUUCACAGGUAGUUGUUACUUCGCUCCCUUUUGCAAUGGGAAGUCCUGAUAGCUGAAAUUUACUAAUUGCUGGUUCAUCACGGCUGGCUGAUGACACCUCGACUCCAUAUAAUUUCAGUAUUUGUUUCUGACUCACCAAUCAUCUGCACAAUCCUACACUAUGGCCAGCAAGAGGAAAUCCACAGUUCCCUGUAUGAUUCCAUCAAAGAGCAAGCACAUGAGAGAGGAAAUCAUACUGGGAUGCUUACCUGAGCUCUUACCCACAAUACCUGAAGACAGCAUUCUCAGUAUCUCUGCAAAAGAUGAGGAUACACAACGAUUCCACGAUCUCUCAAAACUUAAGGUGAAGACUUCAUGCAGGGAACAGGGAACAUACAGCUGUCUCCCAUGCAACUUUGCAUCCAGAGACUUGAACCUGUUCCUCAAACAUAUGGACAACUGUCACAUGGACUUUUACGCUCAACCAAACUUCUACUGCCUGUCUUGCAAGGUUUCAGCAGUGAAGUUUGAAGGUCUUGCUUUACAUAAUGCAAAAUCACAUCCCGAACUCCACAAUGCGCACAAGAAAGUAUCCUUGCAAGUUACCAAAAGAGAUGGGGUUAUUACAGUGGAGCAAACCCUGUUUACAGAAGAGGAUUUCAAUGAAUCCAGUAUAUCCAUUACCAAGACACCCAUAAUGAAAAUGACCAAAUGGGGACACAAAAAGAUUGUUGUCUCCCACACUGUUGAGGUACACAGGGCUGAGCCUAGCAGUGACAAGCCCGCAACUGUAACCAAUGGCACUUCAGUAAGGACCUUACCCCUAACGACAUCACCACAAAUCGUCAGUGGCACUAGAGCCCCCCCAGUGCACAAAAUCCCAAACACAUUUGGCAUGCAAGGUUUGCGUAACCAUAGCCUUCUUUGGAACUCAAAUCCUUCGUCCCCUGAUUCAAACACUGAUCUCCCAAAGGUUAUGAUCCCUCUAAGUAGCAUCCCCACUUAUGAUCCAGCCAUGGAUUUAAGCAGUUUUCUCAAGACAUCCUUCGGUAAGUUCCCUUACCCUACCAAAGCAGAGCUCUGUUACUUGACUGUGGUGUCUGGCUUCCCAGAGGAGCAGAUCAAGCUCUGGUUCACGGCCCAAAGGCUGAAGCAAGGGAUCAGCUGGUCUCCUGAAGAAAUCGAGGACACGCGUAGAAAGAUGUUCAACACUGUAUUCCAAACUGCACCGAAGACGCCACUAAAUCAGUCACAUCACCAUAUUUCCCAACACUGUGUCUCUGUCCAUUCCCCCUUUUUGAGUUCUAACUAUAUACAACAGAUACCAAAGGGAAGCGGAAUGGGUUGGAAAGGAGGGGUCAUAGUCAGUCAGCCUAGCUUGACCCAAGGUACAUCUCUUAAGCAGCAGCCAGUGGUCCAGUCACCACAGGUAAAUAUCCAUCAUGCUGCCAUCGCUAAGGAAACUGGAAAUGAAUUAUCUUUUCAGACAGUUGAGAACUAUAGGGGAGGUAGCUUUAGCAAUCAUGGACACACUGGAAAAAGUGAGACUGGCUGCAGCUUGUCUUGCAAGACAAUUCCUAGCUGCUUGCCUGGUAUUACUAAGAGCCAAAACAGCAAUUAUAGUGAUGGCAGCAUUAUGAAUCUGACUAAGUUUGUCAGGAAAAUUGACUGUCAUGUAAGUGACAGGAACGCAAACUGCACCAGCAAAUCGAACAUGAGUUCAGCUCCCAUUUAUGGGCUGCAAAAAGCAUACAGUAACUCUAAAGAAAACAGCAGCUUAGCCACCACCAGCAAAUAUAACAAUGGAAGCACUUAUAAAAGCACCAGCCACAGUACUAUUUGCACUAAGAGUACUAUAUUAGACCACACCAGCAUAAAAAGGAACACUGACACUUGUGUCAUUUGUAGCAGCAACAAUACCAACAUUCAAACUAAAGGGUUUAUUCCACCCCUUUCGCAUAGCCUGGUCCCCCAUUCUGGAAGUCUCAUCAAUCCAUCUCUUGGCAAGGGCAAGGUAUUGCCAGAGCAACCAGGUACUCUGAAGCAAAGCUUUAUCCAAAAGUCAUUCCUAGGAAAAAAGCAGCUUCUUGCUCCUCAAAGUCUGCCUGUAAGGGAGGUUCACAAUCAACCAUACCAUGUAUGUACCUUGUCAGACUCCCAGUCAUCUUUGGUGGGAUCACUUAGUAAUGUGCCCCAGAGCUCCCUUUAUUUGAACCCUACAGCAAUUUCACACCUUCAUGAGAGCCCUAAUCAACACAGCUCCUCAUCCGUUUCUGAUCCCCAAGAGCGACAUUCCCCAAAAAUGUCUCUGGAAGCACCUCAGGUUCAGUCCCCAGACUUUACUAUCGUCCAUUAUAAGGAACAUGACCCCAAGCACUUACCUGCCUUAGACAAAGACUCUAAGCUAUCAAGCUUAGAUGCUGAAAGGUUGCACUUGAACAGAAACAUUUCUCAAAGAGACGGUGAACAGCAGAGUGGACUGUCAAACACAUUGUAUAAGGCUGACAAAUAUGAGCACAGCAUCCUAGUUAAUGCACUACAUACCAAUGAUACUACAUUCGCAAAUGAUAACACUAACAAGACCACAACUAAAAUAGGAAUGCCGCUUUUGCGACAAUACAUACAAGAAAUGGACCAAUGGGAAAUCAAAAGCUCCUCUCCUGAAGAGUCCACUGUGAGCCCUAUGAAGAUAAAUGUUAUCGCAUUGAACAAAGAAGAGAGGUUGGACAAUCCCAUUAGAAAUCAGUUUUUCGAUAAGCCGCUGGAAAGCUGGAUCAAUGAUGGUGGCCCCAGCCAUAACAAUGAAUCUUCAGAAUGGCAGGAAAGCUACCAGCAUGUACCAGUGGAGGCCAAGGAAUUUGUUGAAGAGCAUUUAUCUGAUAUAGUUAACAGUGAACCACAUCAACUUGAUAACCAGGCUAACUUGGUGGAGCUUAAAACCGAGCAAGUUAAACAUGAUCUUCGCUCAGAGCGGAACAUUAUUUUUCAGAGCCUAAACGUUGAAGCUCCUGUGCUGCCAGUAAAGAAAAAGUCAAAGGAGACAAUGGAUGCAUUAGACAAAUCAAAUGUAGAAGAACAAGAUUACUGGGAGAUCAAGGAUAAGGAGCAUCAAGCUCAAGACAGUCCGUCUAGAGACUGUCUGAGAGGAGAGCUUUUGAAAGUUUAAGGACUUCACUCCACAAGAGGAAGGGGCUGAAUAUCCCGGGAUCAUCCUGAACAUUGCAUUUCUGGUUUUGUUUAAAUAUGACAGCAGACGAGAUUGUAACAAGUUUGUGAUGGUCAAUGGACUUGAGUUUUGGAGGACAGCCAAUCCAGAGAGUAGCCGCUACAAAUGUAGGCCUGAUUUGAUUUAGGGACAGUAAAUUCUAUGUAGGAAACUAUGAUGUAUAUGCUUGAAACUGCACUAUUGAGGGUGUACUGUACGUUAGGAAUGUCAGUUAGAUGUUGUGAUACUUAAGACUAUUUCAAAUAAUCAGCACUUCUGCAAUGCCUUUGGUUUUACAAUGUUUGUUGGGAUAUUCCAACCAGUUUCCCCUUCUUUAUGUCCAGAUCAAAUAAGUUCUUCAUGGCUUAUUUUUCCGCACAUCAAGCAGUUAGCGACAAAUCAUGCACUAUAACUUGCUUUAGUGGUGUCUGUCUGCACACACAACAAAUUGGCCAGACAUUGCCUUAAACGUCACCUUUCUAUUCCUAUGACUGGCUGCACAACAAGCUUUUCAGCAACUGUGUUGAUGUGUGUAUUAAUAUGGGAUUUGAAAUCCCAACAGAACUGCUGCUAUCUCUAUGGAGAUGAUUUUUAUAAGCAUUAACAAUACUAUUAUAUGUGAAAAAUUUCAAAAGAAAUGUUAAUUUAUGGUGGAGAAAGUUUAAAACUGAGUGCUUAAAAUCCAAUGGGGAUUAGAGUUCUCAAAAAGAGUCAGAACAAAUGCUCUGCUAACUGGAUAUUCCAUGUGUUUAUAGAUGAAGUUGGGCUACAAUAUAUAUACACACACACACACACACACACACACAUUAUGCAUCAUUUAUAUGCUGCUAAGUUCAGACCAUCCAAAGUGAAUAACAGGUGCUUUUUAUCCCUUAUAUGCAUUUGUAUUCAAUGUGGUUUCUUUUUUAAAUUUAACACAUCAAGAUAAUAUCUGGACUUACAGUAUUACGUUCCCUUUGAUUCCCAUUGUGCAGAUCUGUCUAAAGAACACAGUUCACUGGAGUGUUAUCCUUUCUACACAAUCUUUUGGUAAUAAAUGGAGAAUGUCAAAUUGAAAACUCACAUCUUAAAAG
Messenger RNA from Xyrauchen texanus (razorback sucker), 4538 nucleotides. RefSeq lists its product as uncharacterized. Gene Ontology annotation, molecular function: DNA-binding transcription factor activity, RNA polymerase II-specific; DNA binding. The transcript has 3 exons. The coding region runs from base 442 to 3426 and encodes 994 amino acids. Gene Ontology annotation, cellular component: nucleus. Gene Ontology annotation, biological process: regulation of transcription by RNA polymerase II. The record is from RefSeq and is a predicted model, not a curated record. Lineage: Eukaryota; Metazoa; Chordata; Actinopteri; Cypriniformes; Catostomidae.